This is a messenger RNA of Vidua macroura (Pin-tailed whydah), 1240 nucleotides long. RefSeq names its product lactosylceramide 4-alpha-galactosyltransferase-like. The transcript has 2 exons. Gene Ontology annotation, molecular function: acetylglucosaminyltransferase activity. Bases 149 to 1240 code for a protein of 363 amino acids. The record is from RefSeq and is a predicted model, not a curated record. Gene Ontology annotation, biological process: protein O-linked glycosylation. NCBI's taxonomy places the organism in Eukaryota, Metazoa, Chordata, Aves, Passeriformes, Viduidae.
AUAAAAAGCAAGUGACAGACCAAAGUGUUGUAGUCAUCCUCAUAUACUUUAAUUUCUUAAACAUCCUUUCAGCUGAGCAGGGAAUUCCGUGGUGUCUUGAAAGCAGGGACAGGCUGUCUCAAGAGAGAAGACUCUGGCUGGAGAAAGAAUGCUCAGGAUGCCCAGCUACCUCCUAAAGCUGACCAGGAUGGUGCUCAGCCACAAACCCUGUGCCCUGUUUAUCCUCAUCAUUGGGUUUGUAUCCUUUGCCUACAUCAAGUUGUACUGGGGCAUCUGGGAGGACCCAAAGAGCAGAGCCCCCACCUACGGCUUGUCUGCUGAGAUCAGCUGUGCUCACUAUGUGCCUUCUGCCCUCGACAUUGCUGGUGGGCCCUCUCCUCCCACAGGAAAUGUGUUUUUUGUGGAGACCUCAGAGCAAACUUCCCCAAGUUACCUGUUCUCGUGCUCUGUGGAGUCAGCGGCCAGGACACACCCUGCAUCAAGAGUUGUGGUGCUCAUGAAAGGUUUGGCCAAAGGGAACGCCUCCUUACCCAAGCACUGGGCUUUCUCCUUGCUGAGCUGCUUCCCCAACGUGGAAAUCCGGCCCCUAGACUUGACAGAGCUCUUUUCUGGAACACCUCUGAAAAGGUGGUACUUAUGGCCUCUGCGGCACUGGGAGCCUCAUUUUUUACCCGUCCUCUCUGACGCCUGCAGAAUCGUCCUCAUGUGGAAAUUUGGUGGCAUCUACCUGGAUACAGACUUCAUUGUGCUUAAGAACUUAGAGAACCUCACCAAUGCCCUUGGGAUUCAGGAUGACAAUGAACUGAAUGGGGCAUUUCUGUCCUUUAAGGCCAAGCACCAGUUCAUGGAGCUGUGCAUGCAGGACUUUGUGCAGAAUUACAAUGGCUGGGUCUGGGGGCACCAGGGCCCAGAGCUUCUAACUCGUGUCUUCAAGAAGUGGUGCUCCCUCGGGACUAUCAAGAGCAUGAGCUGCAAAGGUGUGAGUGCUCUUGCCCAAGAAGUUGUUUAUCCUAUUCCCUGGCAGGACUGGAAGAAGUUGUUUGAGGCAGUCAGUGCCUUGGAGCUUCAGAAACUCCUUAAGAACACCUAUGCAGUGCACAUAUGGAACAAACUGAGCCACGGGACCAAGUUGGAGAUCCCCUCCCAGGCUCUGCUGGCUCAGCUCUAUUCCCAGUUCUGCCCUGCCACCUAUGCAAAGAUGAAACAGGACUUGGAAGAGUUGUCCAGUCAUGCAGUGUGA